This is a messenger RNA of Bombyx mandarina (wild silkworm), 3246 nucleotides long. RefSeq names its product protein smoothened-like. Lineage: Eukaryota; Metazoa; Arthropoda; Insecta; Lepidoptera; Bombycidae. Gene Ontology annotation, cellular component: dendrite; cilium; plasma membrane. Gene Ontology annotation, biological process: smoothened signaling pathway; central nervous system development; pattern specification process. The record is from RefSeq and is a predicted model, not a curated record. Gene Ontology annotation, molecular function: patched binding; transmembrane signaling receptor activity.
GUUUGCUUGGUAGCGUUUUAAUGAGGUUAUUGUAUGUAAUGAAAUUUGUUUUCUGUUUGUUUAUAUACAUAAAAAAAUCCUGACAAUAAUUUCAAAGUGUGUAUCGUGCUGCUGUGAAGAAACAAUCGACAAUGUUAUAGUAUAUAAAUCAAGAUAAGGUAUCCAAGUAAUAAAACAUGGAUUUCGGACAUCCUCACCAGAACAUGGGUAUGCCCCCGCCGGGCAUGGGUAUGAUGGGUCCACCCAUGGGCCCGCCACCGGGGCGGAACAACAUUCGCCAUAACUUUAGACCUUUCAACUACCAGAUGCGAUUUCCACCACAGGGCCCUCUUAAUAUGACACAAGAUGAUUUCGACGGUAAACGUUUGCGUAAAUCAGUAAUGCGUAAAACUGUAGAUUAUAACGCGGCUAUUAUAAAAGCAUUAGAAUGCCGCGUUUGGCAAAGAGACUGGCGCGAUAGACAUGCGCUUCAACCGGACGCUAUGUACACCCCUGACCUUUUACCUCCUCCUUCAUAUCCUGAUAAUCCAAUAAAUGCCGUUACAACACGUUUUGUUAAAACAGCCACUAAUAAAAUGAGAUGUCCUAUCUUUGCUGUAGCAUGGACUCCUGAAGGUAGAAGAUUAAUAACAGGUGCUUCCUCAGGAGAAUUUACACUAUGGAAUGGAUUAACAUUUAACUUUGAAACCAUUCUCCAAGCUCAUGACUCACCAGUAAGAUCAAUGGUUUGGUCACAUGGAGAAGGCUGGAUGGUAACUGGAGACCAUUCAGGAUUUAUAAAAUACUGGCAGAGUAAUAUGAAUAAUGUUAAAAUGUAUCAAGCUCAUAAAGAAGCUGUAAGAGGAAUCAGUUUCAGCCCUAGUGAUUCUAAGAUAGUAACAUGUUCAGAUGAUGGUACGCUCAGGAUAUUUGAUUUCUAUAGAUGUCAAGAAGAAAGAAUAUUGAGAGGUCAUGGUGCCGAUGUGAAAUGUGUUCAAUGGCAUCCAACUAAAGCACUUAUUGUAUCAGGCAGUAAAGACAACCAACAGCCUAUUAAAUUAUGGGAUCCAAAAUCAGGGACAGCAUUGUCAACUCUUCAUGCUCAUAAAUCUACAGUAAUGGACUUAAAGUGGAAUGAUAAUGGUAACUGGCUAAUAACUGCAUCCCGUGAUCAUUUACUUAAAUUAUUUGACAUACGUAAGCUAGGGUCUGAACUGCAAAUUUUUAGAGGACACAAAAAGGAAGCUUCCAGUGUGGCAUGGCAUCCACAUCAUGAAGGCUUAUUUUGUUCUGGGGGAUCUGAUGGAGCUAUUUUAUUUUGGAAUGUAGGUACUGAUAAAGAAGUCGGUUGUAUUGAAGGAGCACAUGAAUCUAUUGUCUGGACAAUGGCUUGGCAUCCACUGGGUCAUAUAUUGUGCUCAGGUUCAAAUGACCAUACUUCUAAAUUUUGGACUCGGAACCGUCCAGGUGACCUUAUGAGAGACAAAUAUAAUUUGAAUACCUUACCUCCCGGAGUUCAAGAUGAUCAAGACUUGGAAGAACCUACUACAAUUCCUGGUAUGGGACCUGAAGAUAAAGUAGAAAUAUUUUCCUCUGAUACAGAUAAAGUUAUUCCUGGGUUAGAUUUAGAUACUACAUUUGUUCCUAUGGAAUUUGAGAAGAAAGUUAAAAAAGUUCCAUAUAGUAAACCUAUUCCUCGAAACUUCCAAGCCCAAUGGAAUCAUGCCCCUAGUGCUGAAGAAUCUUCUACAGAAGUCCUGAGCCAGGCUCUAGUUGAAUCAGUCCCAGGCUCCAUACCACUUGAACACAUCAAUCCAUCCGCCAUAUUCAUUUAUGGAAAAUUAAUUGGAGUAGAACCUGGGUCUAAACUUGAGAAAGCAAUAACCGAAGGACAUGUUUCUCUUAGAAAAUAUAUAGCUAGUGGGGAACUAGAAGAGUUGCAUGAUGUUAUGCCUCAUUUAGAAGAUGAUGCCGAUGAAGAAAACUUUCAACCAUUUGAAUACCCUGACCAAAAUGAAAAUGAAAAUGGUGAUGAAGAUGAACAAAAUAACAAAGAAGAUUAUGAACGAGAUGAAGAAUACUAUGAUAAUGAUAUGGAUAAAAAUGGAACCCAUGAUUCAGAAAAAACUGCAAAAUAUAAUAAUGGCCCAGAUAUGUCUAACAUGCAACAGGUGACUAAUAUGCCACUAGUUAUGAAUAACAUGAUGAGACCCCCUAUGGGUAUGGGACCAAUUAGACCCCCUAUGAGACCACCCCUUGGUUCUAUGCACAUGCCUCCUCCACACAUGUCAGGCAUGCCACCCAUGGGUGCUAUGCCACCCUUAGGAAAUAUGCCUCCAAUGGGAAAUUUGCCACCAAGAGGUAGUAUGCCACCAAUGGGAAAUAUGCCUCCAAUGGGAAAUAUGCCCCCAAUGGGAAAUAUGCCCCCAAUGGGUAACAUGCCACCAAUGGGAGUCAUGCCACCCUUGGGAAACUUGCCACCACGGUCUUCCUUUAAUGACAAUGGUUACAAUAAAUCUCAGUUUGAUUCUAAUUAUGAAAAUCAGCAAUAUUCACAAAAUGAUGAAGAAUAUAAUGAGGAAGAAUCUUAUGAUCAAAAUUAUGAAGAAGAAAGUAAUUACAAUGAAGACGAGAAAGGUGAUGAAGGAUUUUCUAGAAAUCAGCGAUGGGAGCAUGGUUAUAGGGGAAGGACUCGUGUUAGAGGUAGAGGUAUGAAUGGUUAUGGAGGACGUGGUAAUCGACGCGGCAACAAUGGCUCCAGAGGAUCACCACGAAAUCGACGAGGUGGUGGUCAUAACAGAAACUUUAGACGAGGCAGUAAAUCCGUUUCAAAUUAGUUAAUAAAAUAUUUGUAAUUUUCGGUACCUUCUCAAAUGAAUAAUUUCGCUCCUGUAAGUGAAGUGUCAAGUUGUGUAUGCGAGUAAGACAAUUUUAUAGUGACUGAAAAUGGUUGUACAUAAUUUUUAUUUACAGCUUGUAUCUUAAUUUCAUAAGCUGAAAACUUAAUAAAUCUACGUUACAAAUUUUUUUUUUAAAGUUUAUACAGGUAUAUAAAUAUUCUUUGUUGUGGCUGUAAUUGGUGAGUUUAUCUUUUCUAUUAAGUUGAUUUAAAAAAGUUCUACUACUUAAAUAAAUCUUUCUAUGAUAUCAGGUAAUUAAAAUUGUGAAAAAUUGAGAAGACCACACAGACAUUUGAAGAUUGCCUCCAGUAUUUCAAGAUAGUGUGCAGUCUUGUAAUGCAGUAAUCAUCCGUUCAACUCCAGCAAC